CGCCGGGGUCCUGCGCUCGGGGCUGCGCGCGGCGGGCGCGGAGGGAAGUCCCGAGACAAAGGGAGCGCCGCUGCCUCUGCCGCCGCGACGCGUCGGGCCGCGGCCGCCAGGGACUUUGAAUAUGUCGGGGAUCGCCCUCAGCAGACUUGCCCAGGAGAGAAAAGCUUGGAGAAAAGACCACCCAUUUGGCUUUGUGGCUGUCCCUACCAAGAAUCCCGACGGUACAAUGAACCUGAUGAACUGGGAGUGCGCCAUCCCAGGGAAGAAGGGGACUCCCUGGGAAGGAGGCUUGUUCAAGCUGCGGAUGCUUUUCAAAGAUGAUUAUCCAUCCUCACCACCAAAAUGUAAAUUUGAGCCACCACUCUUCCACCCGAAUGUGUACCCCUCAGGCACAGUGUGCCUGUCCAUCCUGGAGGAGGAUAAAGACUGGAGGCCAGCCAUCACGAUCAAACAGAUCUUAUUAGGAAUACAGGAACUUCUAAAUGAACCAAAUAUCCAAGACCCAGCUCAAGCAGAGGCCUACACGAUCUACUGCCAAAACAGAGUGGAAUAUGAGAAAAGGGUUCGAGCACAAGCCAAGAAGUUUGCACCCUCGUAAGCAGCGGCCUUAUGGCUCUGCAGAAAGGAAGGGAUUGGUUUGGCAAGAACUCGUUUACACCUUUUGCAAAUCUAGAAUCGCUCGUACGGUCACUAGUCACCUGGGAGGGCUGGGCGGGCGCCAUCUUCAUUCCCGCCACUGGCA
Octodon degus (degu) is the source of this 742-nucleotide messenger RNA. It is a transcript of the gene Ube2i, whose product is annotated as ubiquitin conjugating enzyme E2 I. Gene Ontology annotation, cellular component: nucleus. The transcript is spliced from 7 exons. The record is from RefSeq and is a predicted model, not a curated record. NCBI's taxonomy places the organism in Eukaryota, Metazoa, Chordata, Mammalia, Rodentia, Octodontidae. Gene Ontology annotation, biological process: protein sumoylation. Bases 122 to 598 code for a protein of 158 amino acids. Gene Ontology annotation, molecular function: SUMO conjugating enzyme activity.